AUGUCUAGAAUCGAAGAGCUGCCAUCAUCCGAUUAUGACGACGAUACGUACUCUAGUAAACCAGGAGAUGUAUUUUUGGCCUUUGUGGACGCACCUGUUAAAGAAACUGAUGAAAUCUUAAUUGAAGAUAGUUUUAUUGGCGGUGAACCUAAAUGGCUACAUCCAGAUUCGCUACCACCAGCUGAAUUAUUGAAGUGUGGUGCCUGUAAAUCGAUUGAUAACAUGAAGCUAUUAUUGCAAGCAUUUUCACCUCUAGAUGAUGAACAUAUAAGAGCAAUUCAACAACGGCUUGGCAUUAAUAAUAUGAAUUACAUCAACCCUCAGGACGAUAGAGUUUUGUAUGUUUUCCUCUGUACCAAAUGUCAAAGGAAAAAAAAUUCAGUUCGAUGCAUCAGAGGUGUAAAGAAGAGCAAGAACGUUGAUAGUCUUUCAGAAAAGAUGGCAUCAACUUCCCUGGAAAAAGAUUUCCAAAUUAACCCAUUUGAUUUAGCCAAUAAUCCUGAUUCGACAUCUAAUGCCUUUUCGGGAAACAAUCCAUUUGGGAGUGUGAGUACUAGUCCUUUCGGAACUGAUAGCAUUCAUUCCGGUAUAACGCAAAAGGAAGAAGACGAAUCUGCUAAAGUUUCUUCAAAGGCAGCCAGAAAACUACAUGAAUUACAAAAGGACAAAAAAUACGACGGCAGUAAAUGCUUUAAAGGUUAUUUGUUGUACGUUGAAGAAGAAACUUUUAAAAAUAAAAAGCCAGCUCAUUUGCAGUUACCUAAGAAUCUAAAGAUUGAUAAGGAAGUUUUAGAUUUGACAGGAGAUGAAGAUCUUGAAAAAGACCCAAUUAAGCUGGACCCGAGAACAGAAAAGCUAUCCAAGUUCCUUGAUGAUGAUGUAUUUCAAAAAUUUCAGGAGGUGGUCGGUUAUAACCCACUACAGAUAUUACGUUAUGAUUUGGGUGGAAAACCGCUGUUGUACGCCGAAACAAAGGUUGAUAUCCCAAGUACAGUGCCAAGGCCUGGCUACAACCCAUCAAGUCAAAGAAUUUUUGAGAUGCAGUUAAUGCCAAAAAUGAUUUAUGAUUUGGAAGAGGAAGUAUCUGUUGACAAUGGAAUGGAAUGGGGUACCAUCCUCGUUUUCACUGAUGUUGAAAAUUACGUGCCUGAAUUUGAUGACCACGGUGUCGGAUAUGUAGAGGAUUGCGUUAAGGUCCAAUGGGAAUCGAGAACGUGA
Molecule: messenger RNA, 1218 nt
Organism: Saccharomyces kudriavzevii IFO 1802
Lineage: Eukaryota; Fungi; Ascomycota; Saccharomycetes; Saccharomycetales; Saccharomycetaceae
Gene: TSR4
Product: small subunit rRNA maturation protein TSR4
Exons: 1
Coding region: 1-1218 (405 amino acids)
Biological process (GO): maturation of SSU-rRNA
Cellular component (GO): cytoplasm
Source: RefSeq, a predicted model, not a curated record